AUGUUUAACCUUGGAAGUAUCACUAAUGAAAUCUUAAAUGGAUCGAUUACUUUAUUUGAACCAACAACAGCACAAAAAUCAAUUCCCCCAAGUACUGCUGCUGUUUUGUCAUCGAGAGCGUCAACACUUUCAAGACAACAGAAACGACGUUUGCCAGCAACACCAUCCGAAGUUUCAUCGAACACAAUAGAAAGUGAGCAUCUACCUCCUAUAGUGCCCCCUCCAGCUAGAGUAUUUCGGCAUAAUUCAAACAACGACUUGAAUUCUAUACGUCGUUCCUUGUUGAAUAGUAAGCCUUCUUCAACUGUUCCAAAAAAAUAUAUUACCAAAACGAUGAGUACUACAACAACAAUGAAAAAAACAAUUAAUGGUGGCCCUGUUAACUUGAAUGGAAAAUCAUCUCAAAUCACAAGAACAGCGUCAAGUGAGAGCAAUCAAAGGAUUCGUAAAUUAUGGUGGUCACCUAAACGAAACGAAGUUCAUAUACGUUCUCAAGAUGGAAAAUAUAAACAUGUAACAUCGAAAGUUGGUUCAUUAGCUAAUAUUCAAUAUCAACCUGGUGGCGGUCAAAUAUCAAUCAGAGACGAAGCUGUACAAUGGAAUGCAUCAUCAAAAAUCAAUUCACUUGUCAACGCUAGUUGGUCUCCACCAACGCCCCAAGUUACUGUGCGAACAGAAAAACUAAAAUGGGAUGUUCAACCUAAAAUUGGUUCACUAGAUAAUGUCGAUUAUAAACCAGCUGGCGGUAAUGUAGAAAUUCGCGAUGAAAAACUUGAUUUAACUCAUGUAGUACCACGUGUCGAUUGUGGCUUUAUUGAAUAA
This is a messenger RNA of Rotaria socialis, 822 nucleotides long. NCBI's taxonomy places the organism in Eukaryota, Metazoa, Rotifera, Eurotatoria, Philodinida, Philodinidae. The record is from the annotation of a GenBank genome assembly.